AUGGGAAAGUGCGACUUCUUUAUUUUUCUUCCAAUAUUCUUUUUUGUCUUAAUAUGGUAUGUUCAUUAUGUAUUAGGACAACCAUCAGAUGUACCGAAUGUGAGAGAUUUGAUAAAACGAUUUGAAAAUACCAAUGAAUCAGUUAAUUCUAAUGAUAAUAUAAUUAAUAGGAAUAAUCAGCUAGAAAGAAAUAUACAUUAUGAUCCUAAUAAUUUAUAUAAUAUAAGACAAAACCAGAGACAUGAGAACAUUGCUGGAAGAUCGUAUGUAAGUAGAAAUCCAAAUGAAUUUUCUAGUGAUAUUAUGAUAAAUAGAAAUAAUGUGCAUGAUGAACAACGUGUGAGAGAUGAAGGAAGAGAAAACAAUCGAAGAAGUUCUGUUCCAAAUAAUGCACAUACAUCCUCAAAGUAUUAUGGAAGUGACCAAGAGAUUAUGCAAAGUAAGCCUGUUAAUAAUUUACAUUUAGGAAAAUCAUUGGACGAUUUUUAUAACAAUUUAGGUGUUAGUUCAGACGAUUUUGAUGACGAUGAAGAAAUUAAUUAUAAUGAAAAUGAUUCUUUCAGUUCUUUUUCACAUAAUAACCAAAAUGAAGAUACAACUCUUUUAUAUGAUGAAUUUGAAUAUGUUGACAGUAAUAAUUAUGCUAGAAAUGGUAGUAGUAGUAGUAGUAAUAAUAAUAGUAACAAUAUUGGUAAUAAUGGAAAAAUCACGUAUAAUGAAAAUGAUGUAUAUUAUAAUGAUUCAAAUAAUGGCUAUUCAACCCUUUCAAAUAUACAUAGAGAUAAUAAGAUAAAACCAAAUUUAUCAUCACUAUAUGGCAAUAAAAUGUUUAAUAAUUAUUCAAAUUCUACUUUUAAUGAUGUACCAAAUAAUUAUAAUAGAGACGAUGAAAUUACACCUUUUAAUAAUAAUCGAAACGUUCAUGUUCCAUCAGAAUAUUCUAACCCUUUAGAUGCUUAUGUGCAUGCAAAUAAUCAACAAUUUUCUACCCAACAGUACGGUAAUAAUAUGGAAGAAAUGAAUAAAUUAAGAAGAAAAGUAAAUUUCGCACCACGUGAUAUUUAUACUGUAAAUAAUUCUUUAGAUGAACAUUCAAUAAAUAAUAAUACACCAUUAAAUAAUAUGGAUGCUCGUCCCAGUUACAUGACAGAAGGAAAUAAAAAUAUAAAUACAAACAUAAAUACAAACACAAAUACAAACACAAAUACAAAUACAAAUAAGAGUAAAAAGAGAUCAGAUUCUAACUUUUUUUCAAAAAAUAAAAAAAAUAAUAGUGCUAGUACAAAUGAAUUAAGUAGAUACAAAGAUGUUUCUAAAAAAAUAUUCAAAGAUAAUAUGUAUAAUAGAUAUGAAAAUAAGAACUACCCUAAAAGUGUGUACGUGUUCAAUGAAUAUCAAAAUAAUUUUUUUUUUAACAAAAUACUUAAACCUUCAUCUAGUAAUAGUAUAAGACAAAUAUUUCAAAAGAAUACCCAACAUAAAAAUACGAACAAUAAUGUAUCAGUAACAAGUGAAUUACAAGUUGCUACACAACAUUGUAUUAGUAAAAAUAAAAAUAAAUUAACAAAACCAGUUAUAUUAAAAUAUAUUGCAUUAAAUAAUAAAAAAUAUUUAAAUAAAUAUGAAUAUGCUAUGUCUUAUAUUCAUUUUACAUGUAAUAAUAAAAAUAAUAAAAAAAGUAACAUGUGUCUAGAUAUAAAACCUAUGCUUUAUACAGAAAAUGAUAAAAAUAUAAAUGAUAUGAUAAAUAGAUUACCAAAUAUAUAUAUAUUAAACACAAUAGAAUAUAUUUUAACAGACCCUAAAACAAGUAGUUCGUAUAAAUCCUUAAUUAAAAAUAAUAUAAAAAAUCAUCAUUUAACAGUAACAGAUAUUGUAUUAAUACUUUCAAAUAACUAUUUUAAAAAUAUAAACUCUAUUUUGGUAAAUCAUUAUAUUAGAUUUCUUAACACUAAAAAUGAAACAUAUUUGUUAAAAUAUUAUUUAUCAGCAUUAAUAUCAUUUGUUCCUUUUAUCAAACCAGCAAUGAAAAUAUAUUAUGACCAACGUUAUAUAAAUUUAAGUCUUUAUACAUUAAAUUUAGAAAUAGCCAAAGUAUUUAAUGGAUUACUAAACGUAAUUCUAAAAUGGUCACAAGCAUUCAAAAAUGAAAGUAACCAUAUAACAAAUCAAAUAGUCAUUCAGAUGUACAAAAAUCUUUCUUCCUUUUCUCAUAACAGAAAUCCAAAUCUAGGACAUAUGUUCAAAUCUCUAGAAGUAAUUUUACGUUAUCAAAGAAUAUUCAAUGAUAUAAAAAAGGGUAAGGAGGAUGAAUAUGAAGUUAUGAUAAGUUAUUUUACAAAAUAUAUUAGAAAUGUGUAUGCUAAAACAAUUACAUCUUAA
Messenger RNA from Plasmodium reichenowi, 2382 nucleotides. RefSeq lists its product as hypothetical. The coding region runs from base 1 to 2382 and encodes 793 amino acids. The transcript has a single exon. NCBI's taxonomy places the organism in Eukaryota, Apicomplexa, Aconoidasida, Haemosporida, Plasmodiidae. The record is from RefSeq and is a predicted model, not a curated record.